AUGCCUGAGAGCUGUGACUGCCACCUCUCUGUUAGUGAGGGAUAUGAACAACUUAGAGCCAUGCUGGUGACCCACAGAAUUACCUUAGACCAGCGGGAAAAAUUCUACUCCUCUACCAGCCCCUAUGACAAUGCCAAUGCUCAGGAGGAAGUAAUUACACAAUAUGGACCUUUGACCCAUGCCCUCAAGAGUGAGGAGCAGGCUAUGCACGAGGAAGAAGCUCUAAAUGACAACCACCCUGGACCCAACCACUUUGAACUGGACCAGACCGGCGGAGACCGCAAGCACAGGAAUGCCACCUAUGCCAAAAGGCGAAAAGCUGUACUAAAGUAUCUGGAAAGGAAGUAUGGUAUGAUUCAGGAUUUUUGUCAAAAACACAAAACCACCCUUCGGUACAUCCUCUGGGGCACCUUAUUAGCUGGUUACCUGGCUAUGGUGAUCGCCGCGUGUGGGCUCAACUUUCACCGAGCCCUUCCUCUCUUCGUGAUCACUGUGGCUGCCAUCUUCUUUGUGGUCUGGGAUCACUUUAUGGCCAAAUAUGAUCAUCGAAUCGAAGAGCUCCUGUCUCCUGGCAGAAGGUUUCUGGACAGCCAUUGGUUCUGGCUGAAGUGGGUGAUUUGGAGCUCUCUGAUCCUGGGAGUUGUUUUCUGGCUGAUCUUUGACACCGCCAAAUUGGGGAAAUGGCAGCUGGUGUCCUUCGGUGGACUCAUAGUGUACGUUAUCCUGCUAUUUCUAUUUUCCAAGCACCCAACCAAAGUACACUGGAGGCCUGUCUUUUGGGGAAUUGGGUUACAGUUUCUUCUUGGGCUCUUAAUACUAAGGACUGGCCCUGGACUUAGGGCUUCUCAGUGGUUGGGCAAACAAGUUCACACCUUCUUGGAGCACACUGACGCUGGUGCUUCCUUUGUCUUUGGCGAGAACUACACAGACCACUACUUGGCAUUUAAGUUCCUGCCAAUGCUGGUUUUCUUCAGCGCCGUCACGUCCAUGCUAUACUACCUCGGACUGAUGCAGUGGAUCAUUAGAAAGAUUGGAUGGCUCAUGCUGGUUACUAUGGGAUCAUCUCCUGUUGAAUCUGUAGUUGCUGCUGGCAAUAUAUUCGUCGGAUAUACGGAGUCUCCACUGCUGGUCCAACCGUAUAUACAACAUGCCACCAGGUCUGAACUCCAUGCAAUCAUGACUGCUGGGUUCGCUACCAUCGCUGGAAAUGUAUUAGGCCCAUACAUUUCUUUUGGGAUUUCACCUGCCCACUUAUUAACUGCUUCAGUUAUGUCAGCGCCUGCGUCAUUGGCUGUGGCUAAACUCUUUUGGCCUGAGACAGAAACACCUAAAACAACCCUGAAGGAUGCCAUGAAAAUGGAAAUGGGUGAUUCAAGGAAUCUCCUAGAAGCUGCAUCAUAUGGAACAUCGUCAUCCAUCUCCCUGGUGGCAAACAUCGCUGUGAAUAUGAUUGCCUUCCUGGCCCUGUUGUCUUUUGUCAAUGCAGCCCUGUCCUGGUUUGGAAACAUGUUUGACUAUCCACAACUGAGUUUUGAGCUAAUAUGUUCCUACAUCUUCAUGCCGUUUUCCUUCAUGAUGGGAGUGGACUGGCAAGACAGUUUUAUGGUUGCCAAACUCAUAGGUUAUAAGACAUUCUUCACUGAAUUUGUGGCCUAUGAGCGCCUCUCAAAAUUGGUGGAUUUAAGGAAAGAGGCUGGACCCAAAUUUGUGGAUGGUGUGCAGCAAUAUAUGUCGAUUCGUUCUGAGACAAUCGCCACUUACGCUCUCUGUGGCUUUGGCAGUGUCAGUUCCCUAGGAUUAGCAAUCAGCACUCUCACAUCCAUGGCUCCUUCCAGGAAGCGUGACAUCGCCGCAGGGGCAGUGAGAGCUCUGAUUGCAGGGACCAUCGCCUGCUUCAUGACCGCCUGCAUCGCAGGCAUCCUCUCCAGCACUCCUGUAGACAUCACCUGCCAUCACAUUUUCGAGAACACCUUUGCCUCUGGCUUAUCUCAAAACACAACUGACGUGGUGUCAUGUUGCCAGAGCCUACUGAGCAGCACUGUUGCCGUGGGUCCCGGGGAGGUCAUCCCAGGAGGGUACCACAGCCUGUCUUCUUUGAAGAACUGCUGUGAAUUGUUGAAGCCAUCAACACUGAACUGCACUUGGAUUCCUGAUUAACUCUGAAUUCAGCCACUUCUCCAACAGAACUCUAAGUACAGAUACUGAACUUUCCGCUUCUGGGAGAAAAAUAAAUGCUAUUGUCCACAGAUUGGUACUUCCAUCAUGGAGUCAGCUUUAACUGGAAAGAAGAAACACAGGAGUGAACCCUUCAGAUCUAGAGCAUCUUACUC
This is a messenger RNA of Equus quagga, 2330 nucleotides long. RefSeq names its product solute carrier family 28 member 3-like. Gene Ontology annotation, molecular function: purine-specific nucleoside:sodium symporter activity; pyrimidine- and adenosine-specific:sodium symporter activity. The transcript is spliced from 17 exons. Gene Ontology annotation, cellular component: membrane. NCBI's taxonomy places the organism in Eukaryota, Metazoa, Chordata, Mammalia, Perissodactyla, Equidae. The record is from RefSeq and is a predicted model, not a curated record. Bases 1 to 2157 code for a protein of 718 amino acids. Gene Ontology annotation, biological process: purine nucleoside transmembrane transport; pyrimidine nucleoside transport.